CCCUCGAGGCCUCACGUGAAGAUUGUGAGUGGGAGGGGGGAGAGGGAGAGGGAGAGGGAGAAGGGCAGGUGGGGGGGGGAGGGAGGAGGGAGGGAGAGGGAGAUGGGGGGAUGGAGGAAGGGAGGGAGGAGGCGUAGGGGAGGUAGGAGAGUGGGUGGGUGGAGAGAGGGGAGGAUAAGGGGAGAGAGGAGGAGAGGGAGGUGGAGGGAGGGAGCGAGGGAUGGAGGGAGCGAGGGAGUGAGGGGAGUAGAGGAAUAAUUUUUUAGCGUUGUAAAUUCUUGU
This is a messenger RNA of Meloidogyne enterolobii, 282 nucleotides long. The record is from the annotation of a GenBank genome assembly. NCBI's taxonomy places the organism in Eukaryota, Metazoa, Nematoda, Chromadorea, Rhabditida, Meloidogynidae.